AUUUCUUCUUCGUUGAUGCUCUGCCAGAGCAAAUUGAAUAAACUCCACAUUUUCUAUCUUGAAGCUACUUGUUCUGGUAAAAAAGAGCAGAUAAUUUCUUCUGAAAUUUUUGCACUGUGUUUUUAUUUUCAAGGGGUUUUUGAACUUCUUUUUCUUGUCCAGAUCUUCAUAUACUGACUGUUUAUAUUCAAGGUAUUGGCUUUAGAUUGGGCUUUUGUGGGUUUUACCUUUUUCAUGCUAUAAGCUUGAACAAACAAGAAAAGCCUUUGUUCUUACUUAUAAGAAUGUCGAUGUCCUGUUCAUCGAAGAGUGGUUUCUGUAUCUCUGGGUCCUUUGAGACUCUUAUGCCAAGCUGCAAAACGAAAGGAAUUGUUGGCUUUUCUACCCCACUGAGUCAUUCAGAAUUUAUACUAUCAAAAACCAAAAGCUUUUCUGGUUUAACCAUUGAUUUCAGUGGCCAACCCUUAGUUGUGUCAGAUCAGAAACGUUUAAGAGAUUGCAACACCAAAGCAACAAACAAGCUCUCUGAUCAUGCACGGGCAUCAAUAUGUGUCAGUAGGUCUCUUAGAUGGUGGGAGAAGACCCUUAAACCAAACAUGAUAAAGAUCCAUUCCGCUCAAGAGCUUGUUGAUUCUUUGCUCAACGCCGGUGAUAGACUGGUUGUAGUGGACUUCUAUUCUCCUGGUUGUGGUGGCUGCAAGGCUCUUCAUCCCAAGAUCUGUCAACUGGCUGAAUUGCAUCCAAAUGCAAUUUUUCUGAAAGUGAACCAUGAAGAACUCAGAACUAUGUGUCACAGCCUAAACAUUCAUGUCCUUCCAUUCUUUAGAUUCUAUAGAGGAGUUGAUGGACAUCUGUGUAGCUUCAGCUGCACAACUACAACUAUAAAAAAAUUCAAAGAUGCAAUGGCCAGGCAUGGGACUGAGAGAUGUAGUAUUGGAGCUGCAAAAGGGUUAAACGAGUCAGAGAUAUUAAAACUAGCUUCAAUUGGGGAGUUGUCCAUUAACUUACCAUUAACGUUCACCAAGGAAGAAAGAGUCGAUGAUUUGGUCAUGAGAAGUAGGGAUUUAUGUGGGUUUUUGAGCAAAGCAGAUAAUAAGAUGGAGAUGGAACUCGGAGCAACAGAUGCUGUAGUCUAGUAUUAAAGAGUGGUAAUAAUCUGGUUAUAUUUUUGGGUUUGCAAUUGUACAUAUCUCUGCGAUUGGUUUUCCAUAACCAAGGCUCUUAGUAUUUUUUGGUUUUUCAUUGAGCCCUGCCAAACUUGAUUGGUUGAUGUUUGGAUUGGACAUUGUAAUCUUAUUCAAGAAUUCAUGUAAGAUAAUUGUUGUCAGAUGUUUGAACAGUAGCUUGCAAAUUGCAAUUUAAAUAUAAUAUACUGUUUGUUUUUA
This is a messenger RNA of Mangifera indica (mango), 1385 nucleotides long. RefSeq names its product thioredoxin-like 1-2, chloroplastic. The transcript is spliced from 4 exons. NCBI's taxonomy places the organism in Eukaryota, Viridiplantae, Streptophyta, Magnoliopsida, Sapindales, Anacardiaceae. Bases 285 to 1136 code for a protein of 283 amino acids. Gene Ontology annotation, biological process: cell redox homeostasis. The record is from RefSeq and is a predicted model, not a curated record.